AGGAAAACUGGAAAAUGGUUCAUCUUUAACAUCUUCUUGCUGAGAAAGUGCAUGUGGUGCAUCGAGAUCGAUCCACCUAACAAUUGUAAGGUCGUCUUUUCUUUCGUGGAGGUCGUGGAGGUGGACUUCUAUUUAAGUAUUUUUCUAAUAGUACAAAAAGAAAAAAUGACGCGUGUUGCUGCCAAAAAUAGGCUCUUCUUUCGAAGGAACUCGAAAAUAAGUGACCUCGAAGGCGGCCAAGAAAAGCCAAGCACUCUUAGUACAGCUGGAGAGGAUGUCGUGGAGGCGAGUGCUGAAGCUGCACGUGCUUGCGAAGAAGGCGAAAGUCAGAGAACGACGCCAGGUAGAGCAAGUGGAAGAGCUGCUCUUUCACGUUCACCUCCGUGUGAGGAUGCCAGCACAUCAAGCAGAGGAGCUCCCUCAUUGUCCUCAAGAUUCCGAGACAUAAUCGGGGGUCUAGCAGCGAAGAAAUAUCACUCCGAUCAUUACCUUUCUGCAAACUCAAUCACGUCUGCAGAUCAUCACUUGGGGGUUGCACUUAUGUCGCUGAAGAUUAUCACGACAGUUAUUCAAAUUCCAAAACCAAAUAGAGCUGCAAAUGGAAAAGAUUCCGUCGACAUUGAUUAGGGGGAAAAGCGUGAUCAUAGAUAAGUCCUCAGAGUGCGGAAGUCCUCUAAAGUCCUCUAAAGUCCAGGUCCACAACUGCUUUGUUUUUGCGUAGCGAAUCGUAUUUACAAGUACUUAUGUAACUUUUACUUUGGGCAAAGCCAUCUUCUUCACGAGGUCCUCUCCAUCUAAUCCCUACCUCCAAAGUCAACAGGUGUCGAAUCAAAGUGUUGAACGCGCGGGACGCAUUUUGACUGUUAUAUCUUUUCUCAGUCCUUUUCUGGUGUGGAAAUAUAUCAAGGAGCUGGCGGGCAAGCAUACCAUGGACAUUGCAAAGAGACGGAACUCAAGGCGUGAAGGGAGAGGUCGUGCUGGUAGAGCAGGUGGAGCUGCCAGGAGAGGUUCUUUUCGCUUUGGCUUUGAAUCGGAUUUUUCAAUAACUCAAUUCUUAUGUUGCGUGGAAUUGGAUAGUUUUAGUUGGGAGGGAUUAGGAGCAGUAACUAAAACUAAAUAGAAGAGGGUACGUGUACGUGGAGCAGUAUACUUUAGAAGGGAGGGUACGUACUACGUAGGCUAGUAAUAAAUCGUAGAAGGAAUUAGCGAAGUCCAAUACCGUGGUGCAUUAGGACGAACAGUGCAUGAUCUAUCAUCAACUGUAUUUGCAGGAGCGGAAGGAGGAGCAGCACGAGCACACCCUAGGACACGGCGAGUGAGUAGAACUGAUAGCUUGCCGCGGUAUAGUACUAAUCCUUAAGGCCGCAUGCUUCUGUUUUUUACUCGAGUCACACACACAGUCACAACUUGAUCUAUGAAUCUUGGUCUACUUCUACUAGGAAUAACAAUAAGCGCCCCUCUCGACGACCUCUAAGUAGCGAUAGCACAACAUCAAGAUGAUGAGGACGCUGCUUCCACUGCGUCUGCAGCAGCCGCAGCUGGACCAUUCAGAUCUAGGGCGACCAUGAUGCCACAUGUGGAGGCGGGGAUAAUUCAAGAUGCGGGGUUUGUCGCACAAGGAGGAUCCGGAUUAGAAGAUGAUUGGAGGACCACUAGCACUAGCACUGCUAGCUCAACAUCUUCUUUGUUGUCUCGUUCAUCUGCUUUGACCGGACAGCAAGAGCAACUACUUAUAUCUAGAGGAGGUAGUACAGAGUCUACUUCACUCCGAUCAACAUCGGGAUUAGGCACAAGAGGAAGUUCACGUUCAGGCACGACUCCUUCUAUGAGUUCAUCCGGUGCCAGCUCAGUUGUAUCGCGAGGAUCAUCUUAAGGCAGGGGCCUAAUUCAUGAUCAUGUUGUCCCGUUUAGCACGGCGGACCUAACGGCGAGACAAAAGCAAAACAGCUCCAACAGUAUGUCAGCUAGUUUCCCUUCAAGACAUUUCUGUAACGAAAUUUUACUACUAGGUGAAAUAACAUGUUAGGGAGCUGCAAAAUAAAUCGCAAAGUUGCUAAUCUUGGCACGCGCUCUAAUCAAAAUCAUUCGCGACACCUCUUCGAGGCAGACUGCCUUCACAGUGAACAGAUUCCUUUGUCGGAGGACGAAAAGGAAAGCCAACUGGUAGAGGAAGCAGUUCUUCUGCAGAUAUUGGUGCUCUUUGAGCAGGUCUCGGAACAACAGCGUCCAUCGCUGAACGGUUUCUCCGUUCUGUGACUCUAUGAAAGAAUAUCUAAUGACGCUACGCUUAUCCAAAUUUCUACAAAUCCUACAACUAGGUCGCGAGUUAUAAGGUUCUCGACUCCUUUUGUUUUUAGAUUGCAUUCUGAUUUCCGAGGAAGAGGAUAAUUGCAUUUUGGCAUAGGCUGGAUUCCCGGAAUGAAGACGAGUAAGUUAGUACCAGUCGGCACUCUUGUUUGUGUUUCUUACAUGUCGUUGUUGAUCUUUGUCUUGUCGUGUCUUUGCAUCAUUCUUAAACUCUUGAGCGAAAAACUGCCGUCGUGUCUUCAAUGCAGUUGUAACUGAGAAUUCUGAUAUGGAUGUACCAUUUUUUGUUUUUCAACCAUGAUUAAGAUUUAGAACAGGGACAGGCAUCAACAUUCAUGAAACAUUCAACACGAUCCGUAUAUCAAGCCAAUUUCUGCAUGAACAAAAGAUUAGGACUACUGAUGUGUGAUGCAACAAGCAGAGACUUCCCUCUGAGCAAUCACGAACAGGUGAUCUUGUCACCGUGUUUGGAGUAAAAUCAAGUCGAACUGGCACCAGGACAGACGUGAAAGUAGACAUUGAAAGGAAAAUCACGAC
Molecule: messenger RNA, 2844 nt
Organism: Amoebophrya sp. A25
Lineage: Eukaryota; Dinophyceae; Syndiniales; Amoebophryaceae
Source: the annotation of a GenBank genome assembly